Lathyrus oleraceus (garden pea) is the source of this 1858-nucleotide messenger RNA. RefSeq lists its product as uncharacterized. Gene Ontology annotation, biological process: maturation of SSU-rRNA; protein phosphorylation. Gene Ontology annotation, cellular component: preribosome, small subunit precursor; cytosol; nucleus. The transcript is spliced from 13 exons. The coding region runs from base 231 to 1613 and encodes 460 amino acids. The record is from RefSeq and is a predicted model, not a curated record. Gene Ontology annotation, molecular function: protein serine/threonine kinase activity; ATP binding. NCBI's taxonomy places the organism in Eukaryota, Viridiplantae, Streptophyta, Magnoliopsida, Fabales, Fabaceae.
UGUGUGUGCUAACUGCUAGGGUUUAGUUAAUUCACAAAACCAGCAACCCAACCAACCCGAUUCACUGUAACCCUAUUUUCUCGUACCCAAGUUCAACACAUCGACUCAGUGAGUAAAAGCACUUCUCAGAAUCAAUUCUCUGCUAACUGCUUUUUUUUCACUUCUCAGAAUCGAUUCAGUGAGUGAAAGCAGUUUCGGAAUCAAUUCUGUGGAGGAAUUGAUAAGAGAGAAUGAAACUCGACGUCGACGUUUUGAGAUAUCUCUCCAAAGAUGAUUUUAGGGUUCUCACUGCUGUUGAAUUGGGAAUGAGAAACCAUGAAAUUGUACCUACUGAACUCAUUGACCGAAUUGCUCGUCUCAAGCAUGGAGGAACCUACAAGGUUUUGAAAAACUUGCUUAAGAAUAAAUUGUUGCAUCACGACUCUUCUAAAUAUGAUGGGUUCCGGCUUACCUACCUUGGUUAUGAUUUUCUUGCCAUCAAAACGUUGGUGAAUAAAGGAGUGUUUGUCUCUGUUGGUCGCCAGAUUGGUGUUGGAAAGGAAUCCGAUAUAUUUGAAGUUGCUCAGGAAGAUGGAACAGUUCUAGCAAUGAAGUUACAUAGGCUUGGUAGAGUCUCUUUUAGAGCUGUCAAAUCUAAGCGUGAUUACUUGAGACAUCGUAGUAGUUUUAAUUGGCUCUAUUUGUCUCGCCUUGCUGCACUUAAAGAAUAUGCUUUCAUGAAGGCUUUGGAAACACAUGGUUUUCCCGUUCCAAAUGCUCUAGAACAUAAUCGACAUUGUGUGAUCAUGUCACUCGUCCAAGGUUAUCCUCUUGUUCAGGUGAAGCAAUUACAAAAUCCAGAUACAGUUUUCGAGACAAUUAUUGGUAUAGUUAUUCGGCUAGCAGAGCAUGGUCUCAUUCAUUGUGAUUUCAAUGAAUUUAACAUCAUGAUUGACGAUGAAGAAAAAAUUACCGUGAUUGAUUUUCCGCAAAUGGUGUCUGUGUCGCACCGUAAUGCAAAGAUGUACUUCGAUCGAGAUGUUGAAUGUAUCUUUAAGUUUUUCAGAAAGAGGUUCAAUUUGUCUUUUCAAGAAAACAAAGAUGAUAAUGACGAUUCAGAUGAAGGGAGAGACGAAGCUGGUAACCUCUGUUUUUCAGAAAUAGACAGAAGCGCUGGUUUUCUAGAUAAGGAACUUGCUGCUAGUGGCUUUAGUAGAAAAGAUGAGGAAGUUAUUCAGAGGUUUAUUGAAGGUGAGGUGGAAGGUGAUACAGAUUCUGAUAGUGAAGAUGGUGAUUCGGUGAGAAACCUGAAUGAAGCAGACGAUUUAAAUGUUGAUUCAAUAAAUUUAUUGGACCAGGAUGAGGGACAUGAAAGUCAUGGAAAAGAGGAGAGCAUUGAAGCAGGUGAAAGUAGUGGUUCUGAAAAGGAAGAGGCCAACGACACAGAGGAAAACAAUGAUAAUGCAGUGGAAGUUGAAGCUGAACUCACAAAGAGCUUAAGCAAGCAAAGACAACGUGCCAUAGCAUCAUCUCAUAGAGGACGAAAGACACUUGCAUCCAGGAAUUCUUACAAAGACAAGGGUGGUAGGUCAUCUCACAGUUCUAAGGUUCAAAUGCAAAUGAGCAGCUGGUGAGACAUACGGGAAGAGGAAACCCAUGUGAUUGACCUCAUGUCAUUCGAAAAUGUUGAAGUGAACUAUAAAAUACCGAAUAUAUGUGCCAUCUAUUAGAAGGACUAAAUUAUCUGUUUAAAAUUCAAAUAUCUAUAUAGACUAUGGUUGCGAGUUAGAAAAACUGCAUUGUUUCUGUUUUGAGUUGUCUUUCUUCCUGUAGAGAGAAUACUUACAUUUUUUUUGAAUGAAAAUUUUGCCUUCCUAUA